Meleagris gallopavo (turkey) is the source of this 1646-nucleotide messenger RNA. Lineage: Eukaryota; Metazoa; Chordata; Aves; Galliformes; Phasianidae. The record is from RefSeq and is a predicted model, not a curated record.
UAUUUCCUUUAUUUUGAAUAGGUAUCAAGACAGCAGCCGUGAGAAAAGGUGAUGAAUACAUCAUAAAUGGUGGUAAGAUGUGGACUACAUCUGGGUGCCAAGCAGACUGGAUGUGCCUGCUGGCAAAUACAAGUGAAGGGCAUCCCCAUCGAAAUAAAUCUCUCAUAUGUCUGCCGAUGAAUCUACCUGGCAUUCACAUUACUAAGAAGAUAGACAAACUGGGCAUGAGGUCAUCGGACACAGCUCAGAUCUUUUUUGAAGACGUAAGAGUCCCUAGCAAAAACCUAAUUGGUGAGGAAGGAAUGGGUUUUACAUAUCAGAUGUUGCAAUUCCAAGAAGAGCGACUGUGGGGAGUAGCCACUGUCUUGACACCACUGGAAACUAUAAUACAAGAAACCAUUGACUACACUCGCCAGCGGAAAGUGUUUGGCCAGUCUGUGCUGCAGAACCAGGCCGUACAUUUCCGCCUGGCAGAGCUGGCAACCGAAGUGGAGCUGCUUCGCUCGCUGCUGUACCGUACCAUUGCUCUCUACGUGGAAGGCAAUGAUGUGACCAAAUUUGCUUCCAUGGCUAAGCUAAAGGCAGGUCGUCUGGCCCGUGAGGUCACUGACAGCUGUCUCCAGUUUUGGGGAGGAAUGGGAUUCACCAGUGAGGUUCUGGUGAGCAGAUUUUACAGGGAUUUGAGACUGCUAUCAAUAGGUGGUGGUACAGAUGAAACCAUGCUUUCUAUUAUAUGCAAAUACAUGGAAACACUUCCAAGGAAAUAACACAUCUGCACUCUUCCUCAGAAACUUAAGAAAGCAAGAGCAUGGUUAUUACUGCAUCCUGAAGGUAACAGACAACGUGAUUCAAGCGUGGAAGAAAUAGGAACGGUAUUUAUAAAAUAACAGUAACUUUUCCAGGAAAAUACUUGUCAGAGUGUUUGACCAAUAUCAUAAUGCACGUUCUCUAAUAUCAAAUUAAUGUUAAUGCCUGCAAGAUUUUUUUCCAUUCUUAGUGAUUUACAGCUUUGAGGGCUGUGGUGAUCCAAGCUAAAGAAAUCUUGUCUUCUUCAAUCAAGGUACAGCUGCAUCUUAGAUCAUCUAUGCAACCAAUUAAGAAACACAACUUCCACAUGGGUCCAGGAUAAUUUCAGUAGUAGCAUAAUCUAAUUUCACUUCACUUUGCUUUCAAGUCACAAAUUAUUUAUUCCAUAUCAGUUGAUAUUCAAGUACAGGAACAAUGGUUUUGUUCUCAGUUCCCAUUAUCUUCCGUAUCUCUCACUUUUAGCAAGUAAACAUCAAAAUUAGUUCCUUCAGCAAAACCAAGUCAAAAAUCACAAGCCCCCCAAUCCAGUCACCAUCAUUACCUUCUUACUCUUUGCUGCACUCUGACACAGAUGAUUGGUGGUAGCACUGGAGGCAGAUUUUUAUCUUUAGAAUACUGCAAACAAUACCUUAAUUGUACUGGAAACUUUUGGAGGCCUGAAUUUCAGCAGUAAGGUUUCAUGUUUUAUGUGCAUUUAUGAAUGAAAAAUAUUAAAGUGUUAACAUGAAUAUUGUAAUCAGUUAAAUGAGACCAUAAAAUGUGCACGCCACGAUUAAGUUGAAGCAGAAGUGUACUAAAUAUUACACUAUUAAAAUAAAUAAAACUAAAUAUUUUCAAUA